AUGAGCAGUCCUUGCAUUGGAUGUAGCGAGAGGGACAGGCAAGCACUCCUUGCACUCAAACAAGGCCUCGUGGGUGACGACGGCGAUCGCCUCCUUUCAUGGGGAAGAGAAGCCCAAAACAAAAAUUGUUGCCAAUGGGAAGGAGUCUACUGUAGCAGCAACCAAACUGGCCAUGUUGUUAGGCUUGAUCUUGAAGACCAAUCUUUGCGAGGUAAGAUUAGUCCUGAACUCCUUGAGUUGCAACAUUUGGAAUAUUUGAGCCUUCGUUUCAAUAAUUUGAGUCGGAGCCAAAUUCCAGAUUUCAUUGGAUCUCUGAGCAAUUUAAGACACCUCGACCUCUCUUCUGCUAAUUUUGGAGGUCGAAUUCCAAACCAACUUGGAAACCUUACACACUUGCAAUAUCUCGAUCUCAGCUCUCCUGGCCUCCCUGAGAACUCUAUUCAUGCAAAAACCUCAAUUGGCUCCCUAGUCUUUCAGGUGUGA
Molecule: messenger RNA, 483 nt
Organism: Prunus armeniaca (apricot)
Lineage: Eukaryota; Viridiplantae; Streptophyta; Magnoliopsida; Rosales; Rosaceae
Source: the annotation of a GenBank genome assembly